CUUAGCCCAAUUCUCACACGUUGAUAAUUAUACCACCGUCUGGAGACCGUUUCGAACCAAAGUUUCUCUUCUUACAUCUCCCACGAUGGCUGCACCCUGGGCUGAUGAACCCUUCACCCUUAUCUCUAUACCUGGCCGCGGCGUGGAUCUCUCCAAAGCCCAUGGAUCCGUAUAUGUCGCUCGUGAAAUGGCAUUUGCGCACAAUGGCAUGAUUCGGGCUCUCAACAGCAUCUAUCAGCAAUGCAUUCACGUCUCUGCCUCCAUCGACAUCGCCGACUUGCUGAAGUACGCACAAUUCUGGUGCCAAUGGAUCCGUGAGCAUCACCAAGGCGAAGAAGAUUUGUUUUUUCCUCAAAUAGAAAAGAUUACUGGUGAAAAGGGCCUGAUGGAGCGUAACGUCGCUCAGCAUCACGCUUUCGAGUCCGGGCUGGCAGACUUUGAGACAUGGUUGAACAAUUGCAAACCUGAAAGCUACGACGGCAAGGAACUGAGAGCUUCAAUCGACCUUUUCGGCAAGAUUUUGAGUCAGCAUCUCACAGAAGAGAUCCAGACGCUUUUGGAUCUAACAGCAUACGACGGGAAAGCUUUGAGAGAUGCCUGGAACGUGUUUGAUCUGGAGAUGCGGAAAGGCGACAAGUCCAUCAUUUUCCCCAUCGUCUUUGGAAGUUCUGAUGGAGAGUUUGAAGGGGCGGGCGACUGGCCCGAAGUUCCCGGGCCGGUGAGGCUUCUUGUGCACUAUUGGUUUGAAAGGAAGCAUCAGGGUGCAUGGAGGUUCUCGCCAUCGACGACUUGGGGGGCCAAGCGUCCGCUGGCAUUUACUGGGGAUUCUAAGAGCUAAGUGGCUAAGUAUCCUGUAACUGCCAGGCUCUACUGUGGCCAGAUAAACAGAUUGCUACUGGAAUCAGGGCGCCAUGAUCAGUGAAAAAGUUGGCAAUUCAUAGCUCUCUUUAAAGAGCCU
Messenger RNA from Trichoderma harzianum CBS 226.95, 958 nucleotides. RefSeq lists its product as hypothetical. Lineage: Eukaryota; Fungi; Ascomycota; Sordariomycetes; Hypocreales; Hypocreaceae. The transcript is spliced from 2 exons. The coding region runs from base 86 to 838 and encodes 250 amino acids. The record is from RefSeq and is a predicted model, not a curated record.